AGAGAGAGAGAGCGUACACUCCCUCACACACGCUUCAUUGUCCCACAGCCUGGAGAGCAGCGGAGGAAUCACCGUCAGUCCAUCCGCUGUCUGCAGCCUCAUUCCCGGAUCUUUCUGCUGCUCCUUUGUCGCCUUCACACCGGCUCAUUUCCAUAAUCAUGAACCGAGUGUGAGUGGCUCUGCACCGGCUUUGGACUGAGCGACACCUGCUCUCUCUCUCUCUCUCUCCACGCUUCAUUGUCCCACAGCCUGGAGAGCAGCGGAGGAAUCACCGUCAGUCCAUCCGCUGUCUGCAGCCUCAUUCCCGGAUCUUUCUGCUGCUCCUUUGUCGCCUUCACACCGGCUCAUUUCCAUAAUCAUGAACCGAGUGUGAGUGGCUCUGCACCGGCUUUGGACUGAGCGACACCUGCUCUCUCUCUCUAUCUCACACACACACACACACACACACACACACACACACACACACACACACACACUCUCCUUUCCUCUCUUUUGUCUCUGACAUCUUUGCUGCGCUGAGGAGGAGGAGGAGGAGGAGGAGGAGCGGCGUGUACCUGACACCUCCAGCCGCGCGGCGCAGCUCUCUGCUCGGUCUGCCCGCCUUUCUCUCGCCUGGUUACCGGAGCUCUGAGCAGUUUGACCCGGGAACGCUGCUCCUGCUGACAGACUGAAACAUUCAUGAGAUAAAAAUAAAAUCAAAAAUCAAAAAUCAGAAGUGUGCUUGAGUCGGAGCAGAAUCUGCAGGAUUGUCGUGCUGACUGGAAGAACACAGGGACUUACACUCUGGAGAAGAUGAUGCGUCUCCCGGUGCUUCUCUCUCUGCUGCUGUGUCUGGCUGCAGCACCGGGCCCGGUGACCGGGGCGGACAGAAGCUGCACCGACCUGCGGCAGUUCUACACCGGGAAAGGGUUCAUUCUCACCGGGGUACCCCUGACAGAAAUCUCUGGUGAACAUCUGAGGAUGUGUCCUCAGGGUCCGACCUGUUGUACCAGCGACAUGGAGGAGAACCUGGCCAGCCUGAGCACCCGAGAGACGGAGGGUCUGAUCAGAGAAGCCGGCAGGUCGCUGCAGGCUGCCUUCAACGCCCUCCACAGGAGCUUUGACACCUAUUUCACGGAGCUGCACGGCCGCUCGGAGCGCUCCCUGCAGGAGGCGCUGUCCCCGCUCGGCCCUCUGUUCUCCCAGAACACUCGUCUCUACGGAGAUCUCUACACCGACCUGCGGCAGUACUACCGAGGCUCUGCUCUCAACCUGGACGAGACCCUGACUGAGUUCUGGUCCCGCCUGCUGGAGCGGACCUUUAAAACCUCUGCACCAACAGACGUCAACCUGUCAGAGGACUACCUUGAAUGCGUUGCUAAGCAACAGGAGACGCUGCGGCCAUUUGGAGAUGUCCCACGGGACAUGAAGGCGAAGGUGAUCCGGGCUUUUGUCACAGCCAGGUCGUUUGUCCAGGGGCUGGUCAUCAGCGGGGAGGUGGUCAGGAAGGUGUCGCAGGUGUCUCUGAGCCCCGAGUGCACGAAGGCCCUGAUGAAGCUGGUUUACUGCCCCCACUGUCGCGGCUUGGCCUCCAUCAAACCCUGCUCCAACUACUGCUCCAACGUCAUGAAGGGCUGCCUGGCCAAUCAAGCUGACCUGGACACCGAGUGGCAGAACCUCAUAGACACGAUGAUCCAGGUGGCCUCCAGUUUCAGCAUGGAGCCCAGUCUCGACGUGGUUCUGUCCUCCAUCCCAGCUCGGAUCUACGAGGCCGUUCACUUCCUGCAGGAAAACAUGGACGCGUUCACGGCAAAAGUGUACCAGACGUGUGGAACUCCAGGUGAACCAGGAACAGGAAGUCCCACCCUUCAUGAGCAGAGGAAGAAGAGCGGCUCGCUGACUGCAUCCGAGUACAAACCGUCUCCAACAGCUGGACUCAGACUCGAGAUGCAGGUGUCAGAUCUGUCCAGUAAGCUCAGGGAGAUGCGGCAGUAUUGGACCCAGCUCCCUGUGGCACUUUGCAGCAAACUGGCAUCAGGAGGCGCCGGUCAGGACAAAUGCUGGAACGGCAUGACGAAGGCCAGGUAUCUUCCAGAGGUGAUGGGUGACGGCUUGGCCAAUCAGAUCAACAACCCAGAAGUGGAGCUUGACAUCACGAAGCCAGACAUGACCAUCCGGCAGCAGAUCAUGCAGCUGAAAAUCAUGAGCAACAGGCUGAAAAACGCACUGGAUGGCAACGACGUGGACUUCCAGGAUGCAAGCGAUGACAUCAGCGGCUCAGGCAGCGGGAUGUGUGUCGGCGGUCAGUGUUCUCGAAACAGGCCGGGAUUGUACGCCUUCCCUCCGGAAAACAAGGUCCGAGCCGCGGCCUCGUCUCAGACCCGCCUCUGUAGCCUCCUACUCCUGCUCCCAUUGGCCGUCCUGCUGCUGCUUCAGCGAUGAUGGACCGCCGCCGCUGCCUCCAAUCAGACUCUGAAGUCUAGACCAUGGGAUGGACAAAAAGGGGUUUUGGUGGGAGGGAAUUGGAACUUAACUUUGCCAAAAAAAAAAAUAAUGAAAAAGACCUUUUGGGGGAAUGAAUGGACAUUUUCUUUAACCGAGAGGAGCAAAAAAUUAAGGUACAAUAUUCUUUUUAUUUUGUUUUGCUGACAUUUGGAUAUGUCGUAGUUUGGGUGUGAUUUGUCCAUGUGGUGAUUUGUUGAGCUGGUUUCAAUGGAUUCUUGUGAUGAGGAUUGUCGGAAGAAGACGGAGACGAGAAAGACGGAAAAGAGACUGAUGAUGAUGAUGAAGGUGACGAUUGAUUGACACCCUAUCAGGUCCGUUUACCACCAGUUUCCAGUCACAGUGAAACUCUGUUUAGUUCCUCGAUAUGUGGUGCGUUCAACAAGGCUUUUUAAAUUCAUUUCAUUUUCUAGUCGAGGUCGUCUACCUUAACAAACAUUGUGUAAGUUGUAAAUGUUUGUGUACAUUAGCUAAAAAGACUGGCACCAUACUGAGCCAUGAAUGUACAGUAUAAUACUAUAUUGGCAUUGAAUCUCCCUCCAUGAUCGGUGGUGUAGUCGUCCAGAUGUUUCGGUGUGUGUCGGCAUAAACAGAUACAUUCAGUAGGUGUACUGCAGAUGAAAUGUACGAGAUGUUGUCACUCUCACUCUAUAACCAAACCAUUUCAACAGAAAAACAACGUUCAAAGCACAGACGAGCAGUUUCUUUAAGUCCUGGAAGUUGCACGUUAUUCUGACACGACGCUAAAGAGGAGUCCUUGUUGAACGCACACCUGCGUUACGUAACUGAUUGAAAUGAAGUCUUUAGAAGCGACACGGCGGCUGAUCUACAGUGAGUCAAACCAAAGCACUUUUUUUUUUUAACCUUUCCUUUGACAGAAGACAUUCCCCCCAAGUACGCCGAACAAUGAGCGGCGACGCUUUCACCGGCUUUUGUAAAAGACUUUGAGUUUUUGUACAUACAGCACAGGACACUGUCAGAGUAUCAACAUGUAAACAUUUGCCUGGUGAUAUAUCAUUUACUCGGCAUGCCUUCUUCUUCCAGUCUACACUCUACUAUACUGGUACAUACGGGACUCCUGAUUCACACAAGUCUCUUUGCACAUAACACACACAUACACUGACACACACCGGGGGUUGUGUAUUAAGCUGAUUUUUUUUUAAUGCAUCAGUGUAUUUAAUCACACAUUUCAUUCAUUAAACUCUGUUUGAUUGUAGCAGUGGAUUCCACAAUGUA
Messenger RNA from Larimichthys crocea (large yellow croaker), 3717 nucleotides. RefSeq names its product glypican-1. The coding region runs from base 793 to 2421 and encodes 542 amino acids. Lineage: Eukaryota; Metazoa; Chordata; Actinopteri; Sciaenidae. Gene Ontology annotation, molecular function: fibroblast growth factor binding. Gene Ontology annotation, biological process: negative regulation of fibroblast growth factor receptor signaling pathway; regulation of protein localization to membrane; cell migration. Gene Ontology annotation, cellular component: extracellular region; plasma membrane; synapse. The record is from RefSeq and is a predicted model, not a curated record. The transcript has 10 exons.